Cydia pomonella (codling moth) is the source of this 5192-nucleotide messenger RNA. It is a transcript of the gene GluProRS, whose product is annotated as bifunctional glutamate/proline--tRNA ligase. NCBI's taxonomy places the organism in Eukaryota, Metazoa, Arthropoda, Insecta, Lepidoptera, Tortricidae. The record is from RefSeq and is a predicted model, not a curated record. The transcript has 31 exons. Gene Ontology annotation, cellular component: methionyl glutamyl tRNA synthetase complex; cytosol; cytoplasm. Gene Ontology annotation, molecular function: glutamate-tRNA ligase activity; ATP binding; proline-tRNA ligase activity. Bases 92 to 5128 code for a protein of 1678 amino acids. Gene Ontology annotation, biological process: translation; prolyl-tRNA aminoacylation; glutamyl-tRNA aminoacylation.
ACAGUUCUUCGUGUGCUAACGUGGGUCAGCUACGCUGUGCCUUUUCCUUUACGAAAAUUAUUUAGGAUCGGCGGCCAAAAAUAGCGACACCAUGAAGAUCUCCUGCAGUAAAUCUAACCCGCCUCUAGGUGGUUUGCUCGCUGUAGAGCUGUACCGGGCUGCCGGGAAGAGCAUCGAGGUAUCAUGGGGAGCUGACUCCACCGUUACCCUGCCCAAUGGGUCUAAAACCGUGCCAUAUGGAACUAGUAAUGAUUUGAUAAGAAUACUAGAGAACGCUUUUAACAAAGCCGCCGGGCCGCUCCAAAAGGUCACAAUGAACCACUGGCUGUCGUUCAGCCUCAUCUUGGACGACGAGAUCCCGAAAUCAAUUGAGUAUCUGGAUAAAACUUUGGGGGCAUUGACAUAUCUAGUAGGAGAGGCCUUAUCAGUCAGUGAUUUGGCUGUGUUUAGUGUGCUUCACGUAUCCAGCAAGUUUAAGGAGAUCUCCAAAUCUGGUGCCCCGGCCAACAUUCUGCGCUGGAUGAAGCUGAUCCAGGCCCAGCCGCCCGUGGCUAAAGCCCUGAAAGAACUGCCUGCCGACGCCCUGGAGAAUCUCUCCAAGGCUUCUUCUAGGAGGUCACCACCAGCUGCCGAUGCCUCGGGCCCCAAGCAAGAGGGCAAGUUUGUGGAGCUGCCCCACGCCGAGAUGGGGAAGGUCGUCGUUCGAUUCCCACCUGAAGCAUCAGGUUACCUGCACAUCGGGCACGCGAAAGCUGCGCUGCUGAACCAGUAUUACCAGCAAGCGUUCGAGGGUAAACUUGUAAUGAGAUUUGACGACACCAACCCCGCUAAGGAGAACGUCGAAUUUGAGAAGGUGAUCCUCGAAGACGUAGAGAUGCUGGAAAUCAAGCCGGACCUCUUCACUCACACGUCCCAAUACUUCGACCUAAUGCUCCAAUACUGCGAGAAGCUGAUCAAGGAGGGCAAGGCGUUCGUAGAUGAUACUCCGGCUGAGCAGAUGAAGAACGAGAGAGAACAGAAGGUUGACAGCAAAAAUAGGAACAACUCGGUGGAAAAGAACAUGCAGCUCUGGGAAGAAAUGAAGAAAGGAUCUUCCACCGGCGUUCAGUGCUGCGUCCGAGCUAAGAUCGACAUGCAGUCAGCCAACGGGUGCAUGCGAGACCCCACCAUCUACCGCUGCAAGCCUGAGCCACACCCCCGGACCGGCACGCAGUACAAGGUGUACCCAACAUACGACUUCGCGUGCCCCAUAGUGGACGCCGUAGAAGGCGUCACGCACGUCCUCCGCACGAUGGAGUACCACGACCGGGACCCGCAGUUCUACUGGUUCAUCGACGCCCUGGGGUUGCGGAAACCUUACAUCUGGGAGUACAGCCGAUUGAGUAUGACCAACACGGUGCUGUCGAAGAGAAAACUGACCUGGUUCGUGGAGCAAGGACUCGUCGAUGGAUGGGACGACCCGCGCAUGCCGACGGUGCGCGGCGUGCUGCGCCGCGGGCUGGCCGUGGAGGCGCUGCGCCAGUUCAUCCGCGCGCAGGGCUCCAGCCGGUCCGUCGUCUUCAUGGAGUGGGACAAGAUCUGGGCCAUUAACAAGAAGGUCAUUGACCCCAUCGCCCCCCGCUACACCGCCCUGGAAACCAACCCGGUCCCCGUGAACCUUAAGGGCGUGAGCGCCGACGCCACCCUCACGGUGCCGCUGCACCCUAAGAACGCGGACGUAGGGUCCAAAGUCGUGUGGGUCUCGAGGAGGCUGCUGGUCGACCAGGUGGACGCGAGGACGUUGAAAGAGGGCGAGAAUGCAACGUUCAUUAAUUAUGGGAAUGUUAUGAUUGAUAAGAUUCACAAAUCUCCUGACGGCACAGUAUCCAGCAUCGACGCAACCCCCAACCUGGACAACAAGGACUACAAGAAGACCCUCAAACUGACCUGGCUGGCCGACACGCCUCGGUCACCCCCCCUCGAAGUGUACUGCGUGUACUUCGACCAUAUCAUAUCCAAGGCUGUGCUAGGAAAGGAUGAAGAUUUCAAGCAGUAUAUUGGACAUCAGACUAGGUGGGAAAUCCCCAUGAUCGGUGAGCCGGAGCUGGCCAAGCUGAAGGUCGGUGACAUCAUCCAGCUGCAGCGGCGGGGCUUCUUCCGCGUGGACGCCGCGCCGGCGCCGCCCUCCGCGCACACGCAGCGCGCCGCGCCGCUCGUGCUGCUGCACGUGCCCGACGGACACAGCAAGGAGAUGCCCGGACAGCCUAAACCAGUGCAAUCAACUCAAGCCAAGCAGCUCGCUGCAAACGACUCUGCCAAGUUGAGUGACGAGGUCGCCAAGCAGGGUGACCUGGUGCGAUCGCUGAAGGCUGCCAAGGCUGAUAAGGCUAAGGUCGACGCGGCUGUCAAGGCGCUGCUUGACCUUAAGGCCAAGUACAAAGCUGCUACUGGUCAGGACUGGAAGCCGGGCGCUGCUCCUGCCGCGGCCCCUGCUGCAUCAGGCGACUCUUCUAAGUUGAGUGACGAGGUUGCCAAGCAAGGCGACCUCGUGCGUUCUCUCAAGGCCGCCAAGGCAGACAAGGCCAAGGUUGAUGAGGCGGUCAAGACCCUGCUUGACCUUAAGGCCAAGUACAAAGCAGCAACUGGGCAGGAAUGGAAGCCCGGCGCAACCGCUCCUGCACCCGCCCCGGCAUCAUCAGGCGACGCGGCCAAGUUAAGCGACGACGUUGCCAAACAGGGCGACCUCGUGCGCUCUCUCAAGACCGCCAAGGCUGACAAGGCUAAGGUUGAUGAAGCGGUCAAGACGCUGCUUGACCUUAAGGCCAAGUACAAGGCAGUUACUGGUCAGGAAUGGAAACCAGGCGCAGCCCCAGCGCCAGCUGCCGCACCAUCCAACGAUGCUGCUACAUUGAGUGAAGCCGUCGCCAAGCAGGGUGACCUUGUCCGUUCGCUGAAGGCCGCCAAGGCCGAGAAGGCCAAGAUUGACGAGGCUGUCAAGACUCUGCUUGACCUUAAGGCCAAGUACAAGGCUGCUACUGGACAGGACUGGAAGCCCGGAGCAGCCCCCGCCCCCGUCAAGACCGAAGCUCCAGCACCAGGAUCAGGGUCAGAAGUAGCAACAGUGCUGCAGCAGAUAGCUACGCAGGGAGACAAGAUACGGAAGCUCAAGGCAGACAAAGUUGAGAAGACCGUCAUAGAUACUGAGGUGAAGAAUCUCCUGAACCUGAAGGAGCAGUACAAGUCCAUAACCGGCACCGCGUGGACGCCUGACGCGGCCCCGCGCGCCGCCGCCCCCGCAGCUCACCCUCAAACUGAGGCAACUGCCACAAUGAACGGGGACGCGAAAGCCGCCGCACUCGCGGCAGAAGUCGCAAAACAGGGCGACGCUGUACGAGACCUCAAAGCUAAGAAGGCUGAUAAGGCCACGAUAGACGCAGAAGUAAAGAAACUUCUAGAGCUAAAAGCCAAGUACCAGGCCGAGACGGGAACGGCGUACGUCGCUCCGGCUGCGCCGCGCGAAUCCAAACCUAAAGAAAAGAAGGAAAAUAAGCCUAAGGAGAAGAAAGAAAAGCCGAAAGAACAGUCACCAAAGCCCGCCAAGGAGGAAUCCGCGAGCGGCGUGAAAAAAGUGACUCGGCUGGGACUCGAAGCCAGCAAAGACACCGACCUGUCCGAGUGGUACUCGCAAGUCAUCACUAAAUCGGAAAUGAUCGAGUACUACGACAUAUCGGGCUGCUACAUCUUCCGGCCGUGGUCCUACAGCAUCUGGGAGGUUAUCCGCGAGUUCCUCUCCACCAACUUCAAGAAGCUCGGCGUCAAGGAUUGCUACUUCCCCAUCUUUGUCUCCAAGGCGGCCCUCGAACGCGAGAAGACCCACAUAGCCGACUUCGCCCCCGAGGUGGCGUGGGUCACGCACUCGGGCUCGUCGGAGCUGGCCGAGCACAUCGCCGUGCGCCCCACCUCCGAGACCGUCAUGUACCCCGCGUACGCCAAGUGGCUCCAGACUUACAGGGACUUGCCCAUCAAGCUUAACCAGUGGAACAACGUUGUGCGUUGGGAGUUCAAGCAGCCGCAGCCGUUCCUGCGUACCCGCGAGUUCCUCUGGCAGGAGGGCCACACCGCGUACCGCACGGCCGAGGAGGCGGGCGAGGAGGUGCUCAAGAUACUCGAUCUGUACGCGCGCGUGUACGAAGAGUUCCUAGCCAUCCCUGUCAUCAAGGGCCGGAAGACAGAGAAGGAAAAGUUUGCGGGCGGAGAUUACACUACCACGGUAGAGGCUUAUGUGCCAGCUAGCGGCCGUGGCAUUCAGGGCGCGACGAGUCACCACUUGGGUCAGAACUUCUCAAAAAUGUUCGAAAUCGUAUAUGACGACCCGGACACACAGGAGAAGAAAUACGUCUUCCAGAACUCGUGGGGUCUCACCACUAGGACUAUUGGUGUAAUGAUCCUGGUCCACGGUGACGACCGCGGUCUGGUGCUGCCUCCCCGUGUAGCCGACAUCCAAGUAAUCGUGGUGCCUUGCGGCAUCACAGCCAGCACCAGUAACGAGGAUCGUCAGAAGCUGAUGGACGAGUGUAGCAAACUGGUUGGAGAGCUGGUGGCCGCUGGUAUCAAGUCUGAGGGCGAUUUCAGGGAUAACUAUUCGCCAGGAUGGAAGUUCAACCAUUGGGAGCUCAAGGGUGUUCCAGUCCGCGUGGAGCUAGGACCCAAAGACCUGGCCAAGGGUGAGCUGGUAGCGGUCCGAAGGCUCACGGGAGAGAAGCUGACGUUCAAACGAGCUACGGCUCCUAAGGAUCUAACCGAUCUGCUUGAGAGGACGCACCAUGAAAUGUUGGCCAAGGCCACGAAGGAGCGCGACGAGCGGCUGUCGGCGGUGAGCAGGUGGGAGGACUUCACGGCGGCGCUCGACCACAAGCACCUCCUGCUCGCGCCCUUCUGCGGGGACACGCCCUGCGAGGACAACAUCAAGAACGACAGCGCCAGAACGGAUGACGAUUCAACAACGGACGUGAAGGCCCCCGCCAUGGGCGCCAAGUCUCUCUGCAUCCCGUUCGCGCAGCCGCGCCCGCUGACCGCCGCCGACCGCUGCAUUCACCCGGCGUGCAACAACAAGCCCAAGAUGAUCACGCUCUUCGGACGUAGCUACUAACCAAUAAGCAUCUCUGUGCUAAGUUCAAGUUUUAUAUUCAGUUAAUAAAUUAUUGACAAUAUUA